CUUGAGUUUCUCCCGCUGUAUCUGACCUCAUGCUUUACGCAGUGCGGUCGUCGAGUUGAUAAUCCGUGUCAGUAAUCUCUUUUAACAAUUUAUUUCAGAAAGACAGAUCAAACACACCAUUUCCCCUGACGUGGAGUACAGACCGAUCGAGUCCUGUAGUUGAGUUAUAUUUGACUUUUUAUCAGCACACCUUGGUGACGCCAGUCAAUCAGCUACAUCACCUUUCACAUGCUCGUGCAUCAUCAACAAAGACGAAUGCCCCGUAUUUGCAGUGACUGGUGUUGUUGAGCCACCUUGUGGUGUUUGCACACAGUGUUCCCCCCCUGCCUCCCUCUCUCUGUUUCUCCAUCUACUCUGUCGCAUUUUUUUCUCUCACUCUUUCUCAGUUGUUAGGGUGUUUGACACCUGAGGUCUGCCACUAUGCAGCCUGGAGGAGCACACAAUGCUGUGUGUGGCCAGAGCCUGCUGUCCAACUCCCUUAGGGUGUAUCUGAACAACAAGAACAGACUGCAGCCCAUAAUCGGUCUGGGCUGUGUGACAGAGUGUGUGACACUCGGCUUGGACUCUGAGGCGGUGUACCUGUGUGAGGUGUGUGUGUGUCGUCUCAGUAAGGCUGAUGUCAGGAGCCACAUCAUGGGGAGUCUCCACCGAUACAACUACAUUAAAGUCCAUCACCCUCACUUUGUGUCAGAGUGGAAGCAGAGUCCUCCUGACCUGUCCAAGCUGGCCCGGCCUCUUAUGGAGAUGGCUCAAAUACUAGAGAAGAGAGAAGGAACCGGGGACGUACAGGUGCUGAAGUUGGAUGCUGCCAUGUAUGACGAUAUGACAACACACAGCGAGAGUGAUGCUCUCAUCCUCUUGCAUGCCACCAGGACUGGGAGGGAGCAGAGAGAUCUUCAGAGCCAAUCAGUGAAGCAAUCAGUCCAGUCGGAGUAUCUUACCAUCCAGUCACAGAGAACUGUGAUAUCGCCUCGGAGGCUCUCCGUCCAACCAGAGAGGCCUGUUGUCCAGCUUGACAACCGAACCGUCCUAUGGAGGAGUCCGACCACCCAGAGUCGGAACUCAUCUAGCCAAUCGGAGAAGUCCCCUGUGUUGCAGCAGAGUGUCUCUAUCCAAUCACGGCUUAGUUCGUUGGAGGAGGAGUUUCUCCAUGGAAGCAAGCCACUGGUUGGUGCUUCACUGAAGCGUCCUGCCUCAUCAUGGCAGCAUGACCCCUCUCUUUCCCCGACCCCAAAUGUCACAGCUGGAAGUCAGACGUCUCUGGGCGGGCCUGAGGGGAAGGGGGCGGGACUGCAGGGGGUUCCUGCAAAGCUGAUUCGCUGUGAGCCGGUGUUCAAGGUCAGUCUAUCUAUGACGGACGGCCCCUGGCUGUUGGAGAGGAACUCCUUCAGCCUGGAAACCUCCCCCUCCUCCCUCAGACACGCCUCACCCCUUCACUCCCCCACCGUAGAUGCCUCACUCCAACCCUCUCCCGAUCCCUCACGUUUGCUUGGCCAGCCGGGAAACUCAGUUGCCGCAAGACUCGGAAACACACAUGAAAAUACACACACUCCGGGACUGAGACGCACUCCGGGACAUGCACACACUUCAACUAUGAGACUGAGCCCAGCCAUACCUGAUGAGCAGCUGACUAUGGGAGACGAGGACACAGAGAAAGACCGUCUGUAUCUCGGAGGGGAACAGAGGUUCACCGACUAUGCUUUGUACGAUGGCAGAGAGAAAAACACAACUGACCUGGUUUACCUCAGGAGAGAGCAGGACCGAACUGACCAUCUGUAUUCAGAAAAUAACCGACUCACUGACACAAAGUUCCAUGUCCGAGUGGGGCAGAACAACCGACAAGGCAGUAUUUACCCCGGUCUAGCCUGUGCCAGAGACAUCACUGACACAGCGUCUGUUGCCGGGCCGAUUCUCUUCACUACCGGCUGUCUCUUGAAGGAGAGCUUGACAGACACUCCUCUAAUGGAAGAAGAACAGGAGGAGGAGAGGGGGAAUGAGUGUCAUUCUGGGGCACAGAGGCUUGCAGAGGAUGACAGGACAACUGACAGUCUGUACUCUACUGGAGAGAGGAUAACAGACAGUGGGUUUUCCACAGGAAGCAGGUCAAAUGACAAAAUGUACCAAACAGGAGAACGAUCAACUGACAAUCAGUCUUUUACAACAGAAGUGACAACUGACUGUUGGUAUGCUACAGGAGAGGAGCUAACUGACCGUCAGUUGAUGGAGGAAGAGGAGCGAUGCAGAGCUGAAAUUCAGAAUGGAGUUGGGCUCAUCGUGGAGGUCAUGGUGGAGGAGGGGGAGAGAGAGGAAGGAAAGGAUGGAGAGAGGGAGGAGAACUCAGACUUUUACCACCAACAGUAUUUGCAAGGCCAGCCUCUACAACGGCACCAGGCGCAGGGGUUCACAGGAACUCAUAGGGGCGCCGUAGGGCUUCAUAUGGUUGACACAGCAGAUCUCAGACAUGACAUAGCCCUUCAUAGAGAUCAGGCAGGGCCAGCCCUUCACCGAGAAGAGAUGAGCAGUCGUAUGGGUGACAUAGCAGCUAUGCAGCAGGUGCAGUUAUGUGAGGCUGAGUACAGAGAAGCAUGGGCCUAUGGAGGCACACAGCUGACCCCUGACACCUAUAGAUCAGGUCCGCAGGAGUAUGAGACUGACCCUGGCUCCUACCUGCCAUUCCCAGAGGGCCACAGAAUAAACUGUGACCCCCACCAAGUGGUUUCUGAUUGGUUUAGAACCACCCCUGGCCCGCACUUCGUUCACUCUAACCCUGACGAGUUUACACCCCAGGUCCUCCCGUACCCCCACAAUACAAUGCCCCAGGGGUUUGGACCCAAUCCCCACUCUGGUCCCUUCCCCAUGAAGAUGAGGGGCGUGCAGUCACAGGAGUACAGAAGGCUCCCCAGCCCCCCAUUUGUUAUGGUGUCUAGACCCUGCCACCCUCAGCCCUUCUUUCCAGGACAUGAAGGCUUUCUGUCCCCCCGGCACAGCCCAGCCUUACCUCCCAGCCCUCCCCACUACAGAGGAGCCUACUUGGGCCACAGCCCUGCCCGGAGUCCCUGGGCAGGACCAGGACCUCCCUGGGUCUAAUUACCACACACCAUACAUAAAUCCACCAGGAUAGUUAUUUGUGGCACUUUAGACACUGUUGUUUUAAAUGGACAGGUGUUUUGUGUGUUUUAUACACUCUAGGUUCUAUUGUUUUUAUAGCUGUCUUAAACCAACAGUAUCCCAUCCAUUGUAUAAGUGCUGAUUUUAGGUACUUCCCCUGUAUGAUGUCAUGAAAUCUCAUUGACAACUGGCAACGAUUCAACUCACCGGUUCAAUUCUGUUACCAAUUCAGAUUUAUACAAGACUUGUUUGUUUUAAGUUGUUUGUCUUCUACCGUCGAAUCAAGAUGGAGCUGAGAUGGAUAAAUAGACAACACGUUGAACACUGGCUAAAUUUUAUAAUAUGAACUCAGUUUGUGAAAUAUCUAUUUUUCAACAACAAAUAUUUUGGUUAAUGCAAAAAAAAAUCUAUGGUUAUAUUAACAUUAAGGUUUAUUUUACACAAUAAGGGGGAUCAAUUAGGGGUUCAACAUUGACCUUUCCAGAACUGUCUAGAAGGAGGCGCUGUAUUAGUUUUCAGUUCGACCAGCUGAGGGAAGCAGAGCUGAAUAAGUUGUUUAAAAUGAUGUUCAGAAACACAACACUUGUUAAAAUAAACAGUUUUAUGUUUAAAUGCUUUUUAUAUUUGCCAUGUGUGCUUCCCUCAUGAAGUUGGGUUUAUUUCAGUGUAACAACAGCUUUGGCCAGUGUUAUACUUUGACUUUGGUUCACACACCUUUACAUUGGCUUAACUGAGUAGAUCUGAUUCCAUUUGUUGAAUUAUUAGUGUUAAUUUGAAGAUUAUUCCCCCAAAAUGUUUAUGUGCAGCAGGUACGACAGACUUGGAUUCGCCUCUUCCUAUAGGCAGACUACGCGCUGCCCUUUUCUUUUUCAAGGAACUGUUGGGUCUCAACUCACUUUUGAAAAGUAGAAUACACCAGGUGCAAUUUUGACAUUUUGUUGUGUAUCAGUAGUUUCCCACUUAUGACAGUCGCUCAAUGAGACCAUGUCAGCAAAACAUUUUAAGAUUGCUAGGUAAGGUAGUUGAGCCAGGGCCCUGACCUCCAGGGGGGCCUCCAUUGGUUUUGUAAUUUUGUCACUCUUUCACAGACACUCAUAUAUAUAUAUAUAUAUAUAUACACACACACACAAGUAUAUGUGGAUUUGUCUAUUUCAGCCACACCUGUUGCUGACAGGUGUUUAAAAUCGAGCACACAGCCAUUCAAUCUCCAUAGACAAACAUUCGCAGUAGAAUGGCCUUACUGAAGAGCUCAGUUACUUUCAACGGGGCACUGUCAUAGGGUUCCACAUUCUCCAACAAGUCAGUUUGUCUAGAGCUACUCGGUCAAUUGUUAUUGUGAAGUGGAAACGUCUUGGAGAAACAACAGCUCGGCUGCGAAGUGGUAGGCCACACAAGCUCACAGAACGGGACCGCCGAGUGCUGUAGAGCACAAAGAUUGUCUGUCCCCUGUUGCAACACUCACUACAGAGUUCCAAACUGGAGGAGGAGGGGGGGUUCUAAAAGGCUAGAGGCAGCACUGGAAAGGCUACUCAGCAAGUGGCAUUGAACUUUAUUUUUUUGGUCAGUUUUGUCUCCCCCACUGCCCAAUGUCAAUUUGUGGGCAUGAUACAACUUGUCAAGCAGGUCUAUAAUAUGGUUAAUGUAGCACAGCUGGAUUCAAGUUGUUUUUUUUAACCUGUUUUUCCAUUGAGUCAAUGCUGUAUUCAAGCGUCUCAUACUAGUUUAUUUUUUUAUUUGCUGCUGUAUUUGAGUACAUUAUGGCCUUCAGGCUAAUAAAGUCACAGUAUCCAUUGA
Messenger RNA from Oncorhynchus tshawytscha (Chinook salmon), 4902 nucleotides. RefSeq lists its product as uncharacterized. The record is from RefSeq and is a predicted model, not a curated record. The transcript is spliced from 9 exons. NCBI's taxonomy places the organism in Eukaryota, Metazoa, Chordata, Actinopteri, Salmoniformes, Salmonidae. The coding region runs from base 421 to 3087 and encodes 888 amino acids.